Molecule: messenger RNA, 10909 nt
Organism: Leucoraja erinaceus (little skate)
Lineage: Eukaryota; Metazoa; Chordata; Chondrichthyes; Rajiformes; Rajidae
Exons: 2
Coding region: 518-4288 (1256 amino acids)
Biological process (GO): neuron projection development
Cellular component (GO): plasma membrane
Source: RefSeq, a predicted model, not a curated record
GUUUACAUGGGGCAUUUUGCAGGGGUCUGAAUGUACUGGAGUGGUUGGGUUGUUGCUAACUCUCCUCACUAGCCCGGUGCACCACACUUGCCCUCAAUUGCGAAUGCUCUACCCUCUUCCCCUCCCCUCAAUGCAAGGGUCUGACAACCUGCGGUAGUCUCCGGCAACGAGGCACCAUCGGAUGUUAUCCCGGGCACGGGUGAGAGUGUGUGGGUGUGUGUGUGUGGGUGGUAGUGCAGGCAGGGGAAGCCGGAAUGCUGCUCCCCUGGUCACGCCAUGGUGGUGUCAGCGCGGGGAGCGGGGAGCUCUCCAACACUCCGGGCGCCGACUGAAAAUACUCUGUCACAAAUAGGCUGGGGAAUGAGUCUAGCAGACUGCUGUCCGGCGUUGUCUUCCACUUCGCCGAAGGGGAAUGAUGAACUCUUAAGAAGUACAUGGGCUCCCAAUGAAUCUUGCACAGGGAAUCUAAACAGAAGGCUGCAUUAGUUCACCCUCCUGAGACAAGGCUGUAGGACUGAUGGGGACAAUAGCAGGAGAUGUGGAUGCACAGACAGUGCAAGGACUGGUGGUGGGCGGUGAAGACCCUGGAGGAAGUGCCUGCACCAACAGUCAACAGAAACCAGUAUCUCCAGACAAUCAGCAGGUGCUGGGUUCGUGCCCUGAGACAAACGUGGCCGUCACCAGUUCCACUCUCACUCCCAGUGCGCCCGGCCAAGCUGAGGACGAUGGGUGCAGAGGAGCGGAAGGGGAACAGAUCAGUGCAGCGAUUGCCACGGCCGACAGCCGGGACGGCACAGGCGUGGUUCCAAGCCAGUUAACAAUAGCCCCGAGAAUACAGGUGGAAAGUGGGGCAGACGGCCAGCAGAUCAAGUGUGUGGCCGCAGGUCAACUUAGUCAAUUGACCAGCAAUGUGGACAAAGAACCUAAGGCAUCAAAUGGUCAACGCACCAAGUGUGUGGACACUGGACCUCCUGGGACUGAUGGUCAACGGACCAAGGAUGUUGACAUAGGGUCACUUGGGACUCUUGGUCAUCAGACUACAGGUGAAAACACAAAACCUCCUCCUGGGUUUGAUGGGCAAUGGACCAAGUGUAUGGACACAGAACCUGCUGGGACUGAUGGUCAACGGACCAAGUGUAUGGACACAGAACCUGCUGGGAAUGAAGGUCACUGGACCAAGGAUAUGGACACAAAACCUGUUGAGACUGAUGGUCAGUUGACGAAGGAUGUGGCCACAGGGUCCCCUGUGACUGAUGGUCAACAGUCCAAGGGUUUGGACUCGGGACCACCUGGGAAUGGUGGUCAGUGGACCAAGGGUGUAGAUGCAAGAUCUCUUGGUUUUGAUGGUCAGUUGACCAAGGCCGUGGAUACUGGGCCACCUGGAACUAAUGAUCAACAGACCAUGGGUGUGGGCACAGGACCUAAUAGGAAUGAUAGUCAUCGGACCAAGGGUAUUGACACAAAACCUUCUGGGGCUGAUGGCCAACAGCCCAAGGGUAUUGACACAAAACCUUCUGGGGCUGAUAAUCAUUGCAGCAAGGGUACAGAUGCCUCACCAUCUGGAAUAGAUGGUCACCAGGCCAAGAAAGUGGACAAAGAACCUCCUGGGACUGAUGGUCAAUGGACAAAAGGCAAGGAUACAGAAUCUCCUGGGUCUGAUGGUCAACAGGCCAAGGGUGUGAACACUGGGUCUCCUGGGCUGGUUGAUCAACAAACGAAAGGUAUGGGCACAGGGCCUCCUGGGACUGAUAAUAAUUUGGCCAGUGGUGGAAAUAGAGGACCUACCAUACCUCAUGGUCAGAAAGCAAAGACUUUGGACAUACGAGUGUCUAGAGCUGAGGGUGAAUGGACCAUGGAUGGGGAAUCUGGAUCUUCUGGGACUGAUGGUCAUCGGACAAUGGCUUUGGAUGCAGUACCUUUUGGAGCAAAAAACGUGGAGACCCACAGUCAAUAUCUAGCAGGAAAUGAGAAGGGUUCAGAACCGGAUCAAGAGAUAGGACUGGACUUGCACCGCCAGAAGGCUUCCCAGAUCCAAAAACCUGAACAGGGCAUAAUUGAAAGAGGAGAGGGAGAGGACAUUGGCAGUAAGAAUGACCCAGCAGUAAAGUAUGCUUUACCUGCCAAUGGAAGUGGAAAAAUCACUGAGGCUGAAUCUAAAGCUGAAAACUGUGAGCAGCAACUGGGAUCUGGAAAGAAGGGAGAUGCCAUUACCAAAACAAGCCCAGAUUCACCUGAAGAAGUUCAUGGACUGCAGAUUGCAUCAAAGGGAAAUGAACCAUCCAUCCACAACAGCAGCGCAGAACAGCAGUCACCCGUGCAACCAUUGGGUACUGAGUCAAACCAAAAGGGAAAAUGCCAACAAAAUGAGUCCAGAUUUAAGGAUGCAGAGACAAUGACGACCCAGUCUCCAGCCAGCUCCUUUGCUUCCAACUGGGGUAAGUCCUGCCGGGAUGCUGAGGUCCAGGCAGUUCUGCAGAGCUUUCAGUGUAAGUCAACUGCAACCAGUCCCAAGAGCCCAGUGCCCGGGUUGGCAGGGAGCUUACUGAUUCAUUGCCAGGGUGCUGUGAUAGACUCUACAGAGAGCAGUUCCUCCAAACUCUACGCAGCCAGUGAUCACAUGGUGUGCAUCAGUGAUGCUCAACAGGGCUCGGAACAACUGAAGAUCACUUGCACAUUCACAGAGGGCUCAGAGCAGUCGAGUAUCACUUGCGAACUUGGUGAGGAGACACCGGGAGUGGAAUCACAUGGAGGUAACAAGCAAAACAAGCAGGAAUCCCUGAAAGGACCAGAUUAUCAUCAGGUAACAAUGACCUGUAACAAGGGCAUUGGGCGGCCGGUUACUGAAGUUCCAGAACGUGGACAGGAGCAAUCUCAUGCUAUCAUUAAUCAAUCAAAACCCAUUGGAACUGGACCCUUUGAACACUUGCAGCUCAAAGCAGAAGCUGACUGUUCAAAUACCACGUCAAUGCUGCACCAAGGACCUAAGCGGUCAAAGAAUGCUUGUGAUGAUGGCGGGAAUUCCGAACAAUCAUAUAUAAAUAAUAGGUUGAGACAAAAGCCUUCCCACCUCACCACGCCAUAUUGUGUAGCCGAGGCAUCUGUGCACCACAGUGAUGCUGCUUGCUCCAAUAACAAGUACAAUGAACCGGACACCAUUCUCCACAAUACAAGCCAAUUAAGCCUUGCUGCUGAUGUCAAUGCAGAAAUCCUACCACACAAAAGCAGUAAAGAAUUUGAGCAAUCAAAAAAAGUACUAAGCAGGCCAUCUGGUCAAUCAAGGGACAUCCAUAAUGAGUCUGAUGAAUUGAAAAUAGGCUCAGACUUUAGUAAGCCAACCAAAUCCUCAAACUUUACUGAAGACAUUCAGAAGGUAUGUGAUACAUCACCCGUUAUUAAUAUAGCUGAUAAGGAUUGUAGAUCAUUGAAAAUGGCUGGUGACACGAUGACUAGUUCUGUUCAAUCGCAAGAUGUACUAAGAGAGCAUGUUCAGUUAAAACACCAUGACCUCAAAGAGGAAAGCAAGCAUUCUAAAGAUGGUAUCAACAAAAUAACCAUCCAUCCACAAGCUACAUGUGAUGCUGGUGCAGAAUCUGGUCAAUCGCGGAGUCCGUACAAUAUCUCAGAGGAAACUAAUGAUCCAGACACUGCCCAGAACACAAGGAGAGCAUCCCACCUUUCGAAAGAUACACACGUUAUCAACCAGAGAUUGGACCAGUCACAAACUGCUUGUGAUGCCAAGAAAGAAUCGAACCAAUUGAAGACUGAUUUGAAAAAAGGCAAAGAAUCUGGCCAGCCAAUAUCUUCGUCCGACAACUGUAAGGGACUAGCCCGAUCGAAAGCAGGCGAUGUUACAAAGAAGCAAUCUGUGCCAUCAAAGAAUACUCACCGUGCCAGUAAGCAAUCUGACCGCUGUAAGAGUGGGAAAGCAAAAAAGGCGAUCGAUGUGCAAGUUAAACAAGAGCAGGGGGCCAGUGACGCAGGUAAAGAGAAGAAUGUCCGUGACGUGGUCUGGGAUGAGCAGGGGAUGACCUGGGAGGUGUACGGAGCUUCCCUUGACCCUGAAUCAUUGGGAUUUGCCAUCCAGUGCCAUCUACAGAGACAGAUCGUUGAGUACGAGAAGCAAAUCUUGGGAAACAACCAGAGCAAAAGAUCAGCGUCUAUAACCGCGACCCCUGGGAGCAAUAAACCUAACAAACGGAGGCAGCAAAAUAUAUUCAGGACAGUUCUACAGAACAUGAGGUCUCCACAAUGUUGUGUUCGGCCAGAACCUUCAUCUGUGAUUGACUGAAACUAAUUUAGUAAUAUGUCAAGAAAUCCUCUGCUUUCUGCUUUUUCUCUUCCUGGACAAGUUUAUGGAUUCUAUAUUUCAGAUUUUUUUUUUCUUAACAUACGUGGACAUGGACAUUCUAUCGUGUAUCAUUUAUUUCCCAAGGAACCAUGUAGGUUUGAUAAAAAGACCCAACAUGCUGGAGUAACUCAGUGGGCCAGGCAGCAUCUCUGGAAAAUAUGGAUCGGUGCCACUUCAUGUUGGGACCCCUUUUCACACCCGGAACAUUGGUUUCCCCUGACCCAAACCAUCACCCAUCCAUGUUCUCCAGGGAUGCAGCCUGAUCUGAUGAAUUACUCCAGCACUUUGUAUCCUUUUUGUGUAUUAACCAGCAUCUGCAGUUCCUUGUUUUUACACGUAGAUUGGAUGUUAGACAAUAAUGUUCACUAUCUGUAGAUAAAAUGAGUUGGUAGUUAUUAUUUCAUAAAGAGUAUAUUAAUAUAUAGAGAUGACUGGUUUGUGAAAAUGGUGUUCAGAAAUUCUUGAACUAAAAUAAAAUGUAUCUGUCAUUUUGAAGCCCAUGAAUUUCACUCUAUGGCCUACAAUGCAUGAAAACAUUUGAUAUAUUUUGAUUGUAGCAGUACAAUUCCAGCUGCGGGAAAUCUGAAACAAAAUCAGAAAAUGCAGGAGGCAUUCCACACAUGCUCUUCUUCCAGGUUUGUGUGUUACACCCAAUGCUCACAGUGUGGUCUCCUCCACACUGAAGAAACCAUUCACAGAAUAGCAUACCACUUUGCAAGGCACCUCCUUUCAUAGAAACAUAGAAAAUAGAAAAUAGGUGCAGGAGUAGGUCAUUCGGCCCUUCGAGCCUGCACCGCCAUUCAAUAUGAUCAUGGCCGAUCAUCCAAAAUUAGUACCCCGUUUCUGCUUUUUACCCAUAUCCGUUAGCCCUAAGAGCUGAAUCUAACUCUCUUGAAAGCAUUUGUCCACAAGGACAGCCCCGAGCUUCCAGCCAUCCUGUCUCUUGAAAUCUCCCUUCUCAAUCAGCUGGCACAGUGGGUGUAGUGGUAGAGUUGCUGCCUUACAGUGGCAGGGACAACCGGUUCGAUCCUGACUAAGGGUGCUGUCUGAAUGGAGUUUGUACGUUCCCCCGUGACCACGUGGGUUUUCUCCGGGUGCUCCAUUUUCCUCCCAUUCUCCAAAGGCGUACACGUUUGUAGGAUAAUUGGCCUGUGUAAAAAGUAAAUUGUCCUUGGUGUGUAGAUUAGUGUUAGUGGACCGAGUGAUCACUGGCCAACGAGGUGGGACGAAGGGCCUGUUUCUACGCUGUAUCUGUUAAAUAAAGUAAACUAAAUUAAAGUCCAAUUCUUAUCUCCAAUGAAAGCUAUCCCUGUGGACAUGUGGUCGUCAUUUGGACUUAAUAUUGGACUAUGGAUUUUGAAUAACCACUCCUUUUUAAUCUCUUUUCCUCCAAAGACAUGAUUAUAGAAUUUGUUUCUCUUUUUCUUUUACAUUACCAAUUGUCAUUUUGUAAGUUAUUGUUACCUUGACAACUUUUAACCUGCACCUCUUCACAGGCACUUCCUCUGUUGCAAUGCUACUCCGCAGCCAAACCCCAAUUGUACCCACGCCCCAUGUAAUGUAAAACACCCGUGCCAUUUCACCUUAGUAGUUCUUAUGGACGGUACUUGAUCUGAAAGGCCAUUUCUAUUCCCCUCCCCCACUGGUGUUGUCUAGCCUGCUGAGUGCCUCCAGCAUUCUCUGGUUUUGAUAUACUUUGGUGUUUGUUCGUGCUUUCAGGGGCAAAGUUUACAUAAGCAGCCCAUGACGUUUAUGGUUCUGUGUUUCCUCCAGAAUGUCAUCUGAAAAGCAAAUACGCAUUGAAACAUCUUGAAAUUGAGCCAACAGUAGGGUUAUUGUGUACAUUGGUAGUACAGGGUAUUAAGCCGUUUCCUACAUUCAUUAAAGAAAAGAUCAUAGUACUUGUUCCCUUUCAUGUUACUUCUUGGAUUAAUGUGCGAUAUUUAGUAAACCAGAAAAUGUUUUAGUGUAAAAAUAUAUGACUAGAAAUAUUAAUAUUAUGCAUCAUAGCUCACCUUCCUAGGUGGAGUAUAUAACUGUGUUUUAAUUUUCAUGACAGAACUAAGAAUCGCCAAAUUUUCUGCUAAUCUUUUCGUAUUGUGUUAUUAACGUGAGUUAUUGUAUUUUACUAAACCUGGAUGCAGUUUCUUAUUAAAACAUAUUCUAUUGCAUUCCCCUCAAUCUAGUGAGUGAUUGGCAGUAAUAAAUGAUUAGUACCUCACGUUGCCUGUACUCUCAAGUACCAGGAGGCAUAACUUUAGGAUGAGAGGAGUAAAGGAUACAGGAGAUGUGCAGGGCAAUUUUUUUUCCACAGAGAGUGGUGAGUGCCAGUAACGUGCUAUUGUAACGUGGUGGUGGAAGCAGAUAUGGAAAGGCAUUUAAGAUACUUUUGGAUUGGUAUAUGAAUUAGAAGGGAAUUGAGGGAUAUGGAUUAUGUGCAUGCAGUUGUGUUUAGUAUCAUAAGGAUAUCAUAUUUGGCACAGACAUUGUAGGCCAAAGAGCCUGUUCGCAUUCUAGAUGUUGGAAAUCCAGUGAAGCUGUUGUGGGAGCUAAAACCAUAUUAGGUCCCAUUGGUGAAAUGGAAAGUAAUCAGCAGAGACAUUGCUGCUUUGUUGUAGCCAUGAGGUGCCUCCCAGUGCUAUAGUAUUUCAAUCACUUACGCUUCCUACCCAUUUACAUUGUUCAUAGAAACAUAGAAAUUAGGUGCAGGAGUAGGCCAUUCAGCCCUUCGAGCCUGCACCGCCAUUCAAUAUGAUCAUGGCUGAUCAUCCAACUCAGUAUCCCGUACCUGCCCUCUCUCCAUACCCCCUGAUUCCUUUAGCCACAAGGGCCACAUCUAACUCCCUCUUAAAUAUAGCCAAUUAAUUGGCCUCAAAUACCUUCUGUGGCAGAGAGUUCCAGAGAUUCACCACUCUCUGUGUGAAAAAUGUUUUUCUCAUCUCCGUCCUAAAGGAUUUCCCCUCUAUCCUUAAGCUGCGACCCCUUGUCCUGGACUUUCCCAACAUCGGGACCAAUCUUCCUGCAUCUAGCCUGUCCAACCCAUUAAGAAUUUUGUAAGUUUCUAUAAGAUCCCCCCUCAAUCUCCUAAAUUCUAGCGAGUUCAUUUUCUCUAACUAUUUAGGAGUUGCAUUGAAACAUUAAGGUUGCUUUAUGAUCAAAGAAGAUAAGCAGGAUCAAAGGAUAUCUCAUUAUAAUGUAUUGUCAAGCUUGAAAGGGUUUACGGAAGAUUAACCAAGACACAAGGAUUUGUCACAAAGAACUGACUAUAGGGAGAGAUUGAUCAGUUAGGGCUCUAUUCCUUGGAGCACCUUGGAAGAUGAGGGGUGAUUUUAUAGAGGUGCAUAAAAUCAUGAGAGGAAUAGAUUGGGAAAACGCUCAGAAUCUCUUGCCCUGAGUAGGUGAAUUGAUAACCAGAGACAUAAGUUAAAGGUGAGGGGGGGAAAGAUUUAAUGAGAACAUGAAGGGUUAACUUUUUCACACAAAGGGUGGUGGGUGCACGGGAUAAACUGCAGGAGGAAGUAGUUGAUGCAGGUACAAUCGCAACAUUUAAGAAACAAUUAGACAGGUACAUGGGUAGGAUAGGCUUAGAGGGAUAUGGGCCAAAAGCAGGUAGGUGAGACUAGUGUAGAUGGGGCAUGUUGGUUGGCGUGGGAAGAUUUUGUCAACGUGGCUCUUUCCACUCCGUAUGACUAUUAGAUUCGGUGUGGGUUUGACAGAAUACUGUAAAUGAUGAGAAACGUUUAUCUUAAGUCAAGGAGACUAAAACAUGAGUGUAAUAUUAGGACAGAGUCUGUAAAUUUAGAACUAAAUUGAGCAGAUAUCUAUAGAUUAUGAUGCCUUCUUUAUGCAAAAGCCUGCCAAUCUCUGGAUCUCUGGCCAAGAUUGAUAGAUUUUUUUGAAGACUAAGAACAUCAAGGGAAAUAGAAAUUGGACAGAAGGGUUGGAACAGUAAAGAAAGCUUCAAGUAACUGAUUGGAAAGUAAUUAAUGGUGGCAUCAAGGGCCAAAUAUCAUUUCGAGGACUAUCAAUCAGCUUGAAGAGAAUAAACAAUUAACGUGAAGAUACUGAGUUUUGUACCACAGAAUAAUUUUGGCACAGUGGUACAGCGAUAGUGUUGCUGCCUUAAAGGACCAGAAACCCGGGUUCGAUCAUGAACUACGGGUGCUGUCUGUACGUAGUUUGUACAGUUCCCUGUGACCGCAUGGGUUUUCACUGGGUUCUCUGGUUUCCUUUCACACCAAAGAUUUGCAGGUUUGUAGGUUAAUUGGCUUCUCCAAAUUACACCUAGUGUGCAGGAUGGGAAACUGGAAUAACGUAGAACUAGUGUAAGGGUGAUCGUUGGUCGGUUUGGCCUUGAUGGGCCAAAGGGCCUGUUUCCACGCUGUAUCUCUAAACUAAACUUAUGCCGUUGGUUAGGAGGUAUGAGAGUUUUUUGUGAUACCAAUACCAAUGUAUGGAGAAAUGCCAAAUUUGCCCUUUGGUGCAAAUCACGCCAUUUAAGCAGUGAAUACAAAUAAAUUAGUUUGUAAAGUCAACUGGAAAGAGCCGUAGUUUAAUGGACGUAGCAAAAAUGUCAAUUUUCUGGAAAAUACCAAAUAACUUUCUAAAUUAUCAUCCAGAUAUAUUAUUAUUUUAGAGUCAUAAAGUCAUAAUGUGGAAACAAGCUUUUCGGCCAAAUUUCCUCACACUGACCUACACUAGUCCCACCUGCCUGCAUUUGGCCCUAUCCUAUCCAUGUACCUGUCCAAGUAUUUUUUAAACAUUGUGAUGAUAUCUGCCUCAACUACCUCCUCCGCCAGCUCGUUCUAUUUACCUACCACCCUCUGUAUAAAAUAAGUUGCUCUUGGGUAACUAUUAAAUCUUUCCCCCCUCACGUUAAACCUAUGUCCUCUGGUUCUCGUUUCCCCUACACUGGAUAAAGGGGUAACUUUGGUGCACAGUAGCGCAGCUAGUGGAGGCACUGCCUUACAACAUGUUAGACACAGGUUUUUCCCAAAGGUGUGCUGACUGCUGUAAAUUGUCCCGAGUGUGUAGAAUCUGGAGAUGUGGGAGGAAUUGAUGAAACUGUCGAACAAACAGUUAAAGUGACAAUACCCUGUACUGAGUUUUUUUAAAGAGAUACAUCGUGGUAACGACCCAUGGAGUCCAUGCCGACCAUCAAUCAACCGCACCUAUGCUAUCCCACUUUGGCAUCCACUCCCUUCGGGCAAUUUACAGAGCGCAUUUAACCUGUGAGCCUGCACAUUUUUGGAAUGUAGCACAGAAUCAUUUAAAUGCCAACUUGUUUAGGAGGUUCCAAACUGCAUGACUCUAUUUGAAAACAAGGAAGAGAAUUUUAAAUGUAAUCUUUGCCAAACCAGCAACAAAUGUAAGACUGUCUGCAAAGGUUUGAUAAGUGAAUGAGGACCUGAUUUGAGAUAUCAUACAAGAAAGUGAUUUCAAAAUAAUCUCUUUUUUAUGAAAACCCAGAAAGAAAUUACCUGUAGCCCAAACAUGUGUUGGAUUUAAUGAUAAUCCAAAUGAUUGCAUGGAAAUUUGGGAUUUACAAAGAAUGAGGGUUGGGGUGAUAGAUAUGGUGUGCAUAUAUCCAGGUGUGAUGAGGAUCUGGAACUUAAUGGUUAUGCCCCUUUUGCAUAUGCAUUGCCAGUGUCCUGCACUAGAUUGGCCAGAUCCACACUGACUGGUGGGUAGGAGUAAGAAUGGUUUGACAAGGGAACUUCCACAAAGGCUCCAACUAAUUCGACCUCACAUCCAAGUGAUGCCAUUCAACUCUAUGUGGUUAUUGAACGAAGGGGCUUUCUUCCUCUUUGCAAAUUUCCCUUCCUCUGUAGGCCAGGAGGGAGUGCGAUGGCUGUAGGGUCAAGUUUGACUAGAGAUUUGGUCUUAUUUUAGCUGCUCAUGUUUCCAAGAGUGGAUUAAAUCUGGGGCUAAAGUCUCUUGUAUGUUCUUAAUACACAAUGCAUAAUUAAGACCAGGGAGAGUAUGCUUGCCUUCAGGUUAUCUGCUGUCUUUAGAUUUAGACCUUGGAGAUACAGCAUGGAAACAGGCACUUCGGCCCACUGAGUCUGUGCCGACAAGCGAUCAUCCUGUGUAUUAGCACUAUCCUCCACAUUAGGGACAAUUUUACAAUUUACAAACUCAAUUAAUCUACAAACCUGUACAUCUUUGGAGAUUACCCAAGCAGGUGAAAACCCACGGAGCAACAGGGAGAAUAUACAAAUUCCAUACAGUCAGUACCCGUAGGCAAUUUCGAUCCUGGGUCUCUGGUGCUGUAAGGCAAUAACUGUACCGCUGCGCCACUGUGCUGUCACUGUGCUGUCCGUAGCUUCUGCAGAUAAUAAUUUCUACAAUUAACCAAUUUGUUCCGAUAUUUGUUGACACCUAAGUUAUGUGAGUUGAUAAUUGUUACCUCAUGCUUCUUUACAUUGGGAACCUGAUUACGUAUGUUCCUUUACUCUGAAGAAAGCAUUUCAAUGUUAUUAAUUGCUAUGCUUUGCAUUUUUGAAAGUGUCAUUUAUUUCUGUUAAAAAAUUGGAAUAAACCUGUUAUAUGCAGACUGAA